Messenger RNA from Labeo rohita (rohu), 4292 nucleotides. RefSeq names its product zinc finger protein 217 (gene znf217). The transcript has 6 exons. Lineage: Eukaryota; Metazoa; Chordata; Actinopteri; Cypriniformes; Cyprinidae. Gene Ontology annotation, cellular component: nucleus. Gene Ontology annotation, molecular function: DNA-binding transcription factor activity, RNA polymerase II-specific; RNA polymerase II cis-regulatory region sequence-specific DNA binding. Bases 585 to 3458 code for a protein of 957 amino acids. The record is from RefSeq and is a predicted model, not a curated record. Gene Ontology annotation, biological process: regulation of DNA-templated transcription.
CGCGCCCUCUCUCUCUCUCUGAACGCAACAGCUGCAUAGUGAGUGAUUUGCAAACAUUGAAAGCAAGGCAUUUCGUCCGGCUAACAAUUGGCUAACUCAGCUAAUCAGAUUUCCAGAAAGAAAGAAGCUACCAAACUAACCCCCCAUAGAUAUUAUUAGUUACUAUAGCGAUUGUUGGCACACAAUAAGAAUACCUGACGAAGUCUGAACAUAAUGGUAGGUAUGGAGGGUUUUGCCUGUCAGGACAAUUCCUCUGUGUGAAUCACAAGAAAUCAACUGAUCAAGUUUAUGCCCCAUUACCUGGCAGUGACUGGCAAGCCUCGACUGCUUCUCAUGUACAGGAUGGAUCAUACGGGUUUACUGCAACUCUUGGCAUAUGUACUGUGCUGAAAAUUAAAAAGUCUGUUAGGAAAAUUUGCUAAGUUCCAUGGAGUGUUGUGUAAUCUGAUGCAUGAUUUCCUUUAUGACUAUUUCAAAUGAAUGACUCUUCUUUCACAUGUCUUGUAACAUCCAUCAUAUUGUUUCAUACAAGCUUUCAGUUGAAACUAAAUAAGAAAGAAAUACCCAAGUAAAUUCCUGCUGACAUGCCUACCCACCCAUUGAUCCCAUAUGUGGAAAGUCCUGACGGACUAGGUCAUGACAUUCUCAGCCACAGUAGCGCAAGCAUGCCUGGUACUGGAUCUAGCAUGACGCCCCACGCCAGCGUGGUGGAAAAACUAGACACCCUGGCAGAAAGUAGCCUACCUCUAGACUGCAUGUUUUGUGAGGAGACUUUCCUGCAUCAGGAAGACCUAGGACCACACCUUCUUUCCCAGCAUCCCACAACAUUCCACGCUCCCGCGGUGUUGCGUGUGGAAGCGGAAUUCUUAACUCCCAGCGAAAGGGCUCGUUCUAAGACCUGCCCAGCUGUGGAAAAGAAUGAGGAGCUCUGUUGCGUUGUAUGCGGCCAGGCCGUUGCAGAUGCGACCGAGCUGGAAACGCACAUGCGGAAACACAAGGACUCUUUCACGUACUGCUGCGGCCUUUGCGGGCGUCGUUUCAAAGAGCCGUGGUUCCUAAAGAACCACAUGAGAACCCAUGGUGGAAAAGCUAAAAACAAAAACCAGGACCUGGAGAUCCCAGCCACCGUUAAUGACGUCAUCCAAGACCAGCCCCUAUCACCGGUGGUCACGUCGUACAAAAUGUGCAUGGUAUGUGGCUUCUUUUUCCUGAACAAGGAAGUUCUGGCUGAGCACAGCAAGGUGCAUAAUCGUGAACCGGAAGUGGAUGAGAUCGUCUCCGAAAGCCAACCUCCUGAGGAGGUUCCUGUAUCUCAGAAGGCGUUUUUGCAGAAUCUACAGUUGCAUCCUUCGGAUGCGAGAGAAGAAGCUGAAAGGAGUCAUCCGUCUGGACGCUGGAUAUCCCAACUUGAUCCUUUCAACACCUACCAAGCUUGGCAGUUGGCCACCAGGGGCAAGAUCGCAGCAGGUCCGAACUUGGCCAAGGAGCUCAACGCGGACUCCAACUCUGAUAACGAGGACUCCGGUUCUGAAAAAGAGGAACUGGGGGCCAUUUGGGCUUCUGGCGGUGGAGACAAACCCAGGCGAGGCCUACGAAGUGAACUCAAGCCUAGCGAGACUCCUUCCCCAUCACCUGAGCAAAAGGGUCUGAUUCGUAAGGACAAGCCAACAAACUGCGAAGAGUGUGGCAAGAUCUUCCGGACGUACCAUCAGUUGGUCCUCCAUUCCCGAAUCCACAAGAAGGAACGAGGGGGAGCAGAUAGUCCCACCACACCUGUAGAUGGGAGGGCCCAAAGCGUAGGCUCUUGUAGUAGUUCUUCUCUUGACCGAGCCGAGGAGUACUCAGAGGAUGGCUCCGAAGAGGGAGUGCCAGUUGACGCCUUUAAUCCAGAAAAAAUUGAGGAAGGAUCGGGAAAAAUGAAGCUGAAGAUUCUUGCACCAAGAAAGUGCAGUUACUGUGGCAAGACUUUCCGCUCAAACUAUUACCUCAAUAUUCAUCUCAGGACACAUACUGGUGAGAAACCGUAUAAAUGUGAAUAUUGUGACUACGCCGCGGCACAGAAAACGUCUUUGAGGUACCAUCUAGACAGACGCCACAAGGACAAACCUUUCACAGAAAUCCCGAACAUUCCCGCCACGUCAUCUGCUAGAAAUAUCAUCAAGGCUAUUGAACCUCCCAAGAAUGUAGAUGACAAACAAGCCCUAAAACCAGCCAAACAGUGGCUUGCUCCUAAACCUCUGCCUGUCAGUGUUAAACAUGAACCAGGCAUGAGCCAGGCCGUUAUUAGCAGCACAAGUCCUUCCAUUCAAGUCAAGCAAGAGAAUGUAAGUUCUCCCGCCGCAGCUCCCUACACCCCUGUGGGCGAGGUCAACAAAAAAUACCCGUUACCGGUAAACCCGAAGAUGGAGGAUAAGGAGGCUACGGAAGCACCUUUGAAUUUAUCCCUCAAAGUGCCACUUCCUGUAUCUGCUACCUCAGUACCCAGAAACCUGUUACCGACUAACACAUGUACCUCUUGCUCCUAUGAAACCCUUUAUCCUGAGGUUCUCCUGAUGCAUAAAAAGCUCAUCCACAAGGAGAAGUUGGAUGUCAAGAAGAAUGGAUACAGACCUCAGAAACUGAAACGGUACACUGGUUGCCCGCCGGCGCUGGAGGGCAAAGACGUCACUCCUUUGCCCCCCUUCAACAGAAAGCAGACCCGUCGGACCAAAUCCCCAUUGCGCCAACCUGAAAAACUUACGGAGAAGCUUCCGAAACCACCUCAGAUGUCUAAGAUUUCUCCUGCAAAAGAGCGCUGGAGAGAUCAGCACCAGGAGGGUCAACGUGGCAGGGAAUCAGAUGCAACCAGCUCGCUUUCUAGAAUCCCAGAGCAAGAAUCUAGCAGAAAAUUAAACACGUCAUUGGUGAUCGAUCGAGAGUUGAGUGAUCGAUCCAAGCAGAGGCCUGGCCUGGAUCAUGAGGUGAAUCAGAGGGCAAGCAUGGGCAAAAACGGAAUGGUUUGGCCCACGGAUCCAGCUAGACUUUGCCUUUCGGACCGUUUCCGAAACUUAACGCAAACGGAUGUCGGCGAACCCUCUAGCAAGAGGCACAAGUCCUUUGAGCCUUUACAUACUGCAUCCGGGUGGCUUGGAGAGGGUUUCAACCGACUCGUGCCCUCCGGGAGAAAUGCGAAAACCUCAUUGCAGGCGAACUCGCCCAUGGCAUCUGUUAAGGUGACUCCCACGGCGUCUCCCAACAGCAUGCAGGCUGACUGGAAUGUCAUCGGCCUGCUCCGCACCUGCACGCCCAACAACCUCUAUCACCCCGCCGCCGCAGGGUCCAGCCAUGUCAUGGCCUCACCUGUCACUGGGAACAGGUCCUUGAUCUUCCCUCAUUACUCCACAAGCAUGACUCAGAGGAGAAUCCAAACCAGCCCUCUGAGUAACGAACGCUGUGGACCUUCAGAUAAGAGCUCUUAGACCUAUCCAGGCUUCGAAAAAUGCUUCGGCUAGGAGGAAAGUUUAACUGAUUCGAUGUUGCUCACUGUUCUUCAGACACUACCGCUGAAGGGUUUGACGUGUUGGAAGGAUGUACUGUGCGGAUUACUCUAGCCUUGGCAGACCGAAACUUGGACUGCGGCCUUGAACAGUGUUGUUUUUGAUUCAAUUUGCAUUCCAUUACGGCAAUAGAUUCAUCUGCGGUGCACUUAACACAAAACCGAACGUCAGACGCACUCCGUGCAUGACAGUUGACUCUGUGAAUCUGUUGCGGGUCGUUGGUUUACGAUGACGGCCUAAAUACUAAUCAAACCACGAGCCCGGCAAGUGCCUCCAUUACUUUUUAUUAAAAGCCUAAGCGGAUUAAAAUGCACGAGUGGACGGCACUGACCAAAUAAACAAAGAGGGGCGCUGUGUUUUUUGUUUUGCUUUCCUCUAAUCGUGUCUAUAUUGUUAAUGUUUAACAUCUCUUUUGCAGGUCAACUUUAUGCUAUGCACAGAACAUUAGAAACCUUCUCAUGUGUACAAAAUCUAGCUGCUGUGUUACCGUCUCGGACGCGAGACUUUUGAAGCAAUGGUGACGUACUGUGUACUGUUGUGUAGGUACAUUUAAAAGUAAAAUAAAGAAAUGCAGGGACUGCGUGAAACCUCUUUCACUGUGACAAAGACAUUCAACGGGAUCCUCAGGAUUGAUGAGAAACAUAACUGUGAUUUUUGCGCCUUUGCCUCCGAGUGCGUGGCGAGCGUUUUUGUUGUGAUUGUUACGUUUUCAUACGCCAGAAUGUUUUUGUUAUUGUCUUUUUUUUUUUUUUUUUU